This is a messenger RNA of Galeopterus variegatus (Sunda flying lemur), 1217 nucleotides long. RefSeq lists its product as uncharacterized. Gene Ontology annotation, cellular component: apical cortex; protein-containing complex. The transcript is spliced from 5 exons. The coding region runs from base 1 to 978 and encodes 325 amino acids. Gene Ontology annotation, biological process: embryonic pattern specification; establishment or maintenance of apical/basal cell polarity. Gene Ontology annotation, molecular function: RNA binding. The record is from RefSeq and is a predicted model, not a curated record. NCBI's taxonomy places the organism in Eukaryota, Metazoa, Chordata, Mammalia, Dermoptera, Cynocephalidae.
AUGGCUCACUCACAUAACUGGCAAGUUAAUGCUAGCUGUCAGCUGGGAGCUCAGCUGGGCCUGAGAGCCAAAGACUUCAGUUUCUCUUCAUCUGGACCUCCUGCUACUUGGGCUUCCUUAAAACAUGGUGGCUGGCUUCCAACACCUGUAGUUGGCAUUCAGGAACUAUUAACUACUACGAUAUAUCUCUCCAUUCAAAUUGAUUGCCGUACAGGUUGCUUAAAAAGCACUCGAACUAGCCUGGAGGAGUCUCCAGGCCGCGAGAGGGGGCGGGGCUGGCCCGACACCAUAAAAGGGGGCGGUGGCGGCGGCGGCGCCUGGGUCCCGCGGAACUCUGGCGAUAGCCACCCAGUGCUUCUUCUUCCUCUUCGGGCUGCAGGUCCCAGCAUGGUCGACGACGCUGGUGCUGCUGAGGCCCAGCAGGACAAAGGCCCGCAGGCUCGCGCCCUGGCGAGGCUGCCCGGGUUGCCGCUCCCGCCACCUCGGCUUCGCAUCCGGCCGUGGUGGUUUCCGGCGCAGGCGACCCACUUCUAUCUGGUCUUCUGGCAUCUGGAGUCAGGUCCUGGAAGGCAAAAGCCCCUGUACCUGGCUUGGAAGCUGCCUGGGUUGCCGCUCCCGCCACCUUGGCUUCGCAUCUGGCCGUGGUGGUUUCCAGCGCAGGCGCUGAGCGACCCUCUGGUGUUCCACCUGGAGGCGUGGCUGGCGGACGCGGUCUUCGGCCCUGACCGAGCCAUAAUUCCGGAAAUGGAGUGGAUGAGCCAGGCCCUGCUGACGGUGGACAUAACGAGCUCCAGGAACCUAGUGGAAAUCACCGUCUUCGGACGGCCCCGAGUACAGAACCGGGUGAAGAGCAUGCUCCUGAGCCUCGCAUCAUGGCACCGAGAACAUCGUGUCCGAGCUGAGAAGAUGAAACGACUUGAGGAGUUCUUGAAGUCCCGAGCAUCAGAUUCCCACACUCCCCAGCAUCCUAUUGUUUAAAACGGCAUGAUUAUCGUUAGGAGCUUUACAGGAACAGUCCUGCUUCUGCUACUAAAGCUGAAGAGAAGCAAGUAUGCUUAAGUCUCUGCAUUCCUUUUUCCGGUAUCUCGAUGGAUAACGGUUUAUUUUGUUGCAAAUGCGAGUUUGUAGAGCUGUCCUAAUGAAGAAAUGGAUUUAUUUGUCCAAUGACGUAAAGAUCUUUGCUCAUUUAAAAUAAAGCAAAUUUAUAAAGGAGAAUA